Molecule: messenger RNA, 1149 nt
Organism: Helianthus annuus (common sunflower)
Lineage: Eukaryota; Viridiplantae; Streptophyta; Magnoliopsida; Asterales; Asteraceae
Product: F-box protein CPR1
Exons: 1
Coding region: 1-1149 (382 amino acids)
Molecular function (GO): protein binding
Source: RefSeq, a predicted model, not a curated record
AUGGCUAACUUACCUUCAGAAAUCAUCCUCAACAUCAUGUCAAGAAUGCCCGUCAAAUCUUUGGCUCGUUUCCGGUGUGUAUCGAAGCUAUGGUGUGAGUAUAUUGACGAUCAACACCUUAAGAUCAUUCGUGGCCAACAAUAUCCAGAAGAAACCGCAAUCAUGAUCGCUAGAACUAAUUUUUCAGACCACCCCCUCAUAAGUCUCUACGAAAUUGAAUCAAAGAAAAGUAUGGUCUUGAAGAUGAAAAAGAUCCCCUCUUUGGAGUUUAAGUGUACACAAAUUAGUUCAGAAUAUGAUGUACCCUAUAUUCUAGGUUCUUGCAAUGGUCUGGUCUAUUUAUCACUAUCAGUAAAGGGUUACUGGUCCUGGAUUGUGCGUCCCUGCGAUAUACGUGUGGUUGAUCCUUUAAGGAAAGAAUAUUAUGAGUUGCCACCUAUGAAUCACCCGUUAGAUCAGAAGGGUAUCGCGUUCUACGGGCUUGGCUUUGAUGAUUCUACCAACACUUUCAAGAUGGUGUUCUUUACUAUUGUGAAUGAACGGGAGGAAGCAUGCGCCAUGGUGCAUGUCUUCGGCACAAGAUCAUGGCGACAGAUAUCCCAAAUCUCCUUGAAUCCAAUGAUAUUUACAAGGCCACCCAAUUUCCCUAAAGCUGUAUUCGCUUGCGGAUGUUUGCAUUGGCAGGAUGGUUAUGGCAAAAUAAUAAGGUUAGAUAUGAGGACCGAGGAAUUCGGGUUGAUUGAUCUUCCGAAUGUACAAAGACAUGGUGCGGAACAUGUACGUAGUGGAUUAGUUGAUCUGCAUGGUGAAGUUGGAUAUGUAUACUGUCGCUUCUUAAGCAGCUUGGAGGUGUGGGUAUUGAAACAAAGAGAAUGGGUGAUUCACUGUCGGUUCGAUCAUAAACCGCCUCUUCCUGCUUAUAUUUCCAUAGCGGUUAUUGGCUGUUGGAAUAGAGAUGGGGACAUAGUUAUGGAAACAAUCACCAAAGGGGUAUGGACACAGUUGUUUGUCUACUGCCGGAAAAGCGAUCUUUUGAAAGAAAUCAAGUUCAUUAGAAAGUCGAAAGAUUUUUGUUUUUCGAAUACUUUUAUGUAUCCAAGUAGCUUGUCUUCAAUCCAUGGCAUUAAAGCUUAUUCCAUCAAUAACUGA